CGCACCUGAGUGCUGACGUGAUGGCCUGGUAGCUGGCAGCCGGCAGCCGAGGACUCCGCCAUGCUGGUGCUGUGCUACGUGCUGGGGGGCGUGGCGCUGCUCGUGCUCACGCUCUACCUCACGCUCGAGUUCCACUACUUCAUGCGCAUGGCCAUCAGCGUCCUCAUCGCCAGGUUCUUCAAGUCAAAGGUCGCCAUCCUCGACGAAACCUACACCUAUGGUGUGUGCCUCACGACGGACGUGGACACGCUGCUAUUCCACAUGAACAACGCGCGCUACCUGCGCGAACUGGACUUCGCCCGCGUCGACUUCUACGAGCGCACCGGGCUGUACCGCAAGAUCCGACAGAAGGGAGGCGCCGUUGUCCAGGGCGCCUGCACCAUCCGCUACCGCCGCUUCGUGCGGCCCUUCUCUAGGUUCAAGAUCACCUCCAAGGUGAUCUACUGGGACACGAAGUCGGUGUUCAUGGAGCACCGGUUCAUCACGCCCAAGGACGACUUCGUGCGCGCCAUCGUGAUCUGCCAGCAGCGGGUCAUCAACUGCAACGCGGAGGAUAUCAUCAGCGAGCUGCUGGGCGCCAAGGACGAGGAGGUGGGCAGCCGCAAGCCGCCGCUGCCCCUCGAGGUGGCCAAAUGGAUCGAGAGCAACGAGAUCUCGAGCGCCAACUUGCGCAACGGCUGCUGACCCCGGCCCGCGGGGGCCUCUCCUGCCCCCAACGGCGUCGCCGCCCCCGAGCCAGAGCGUCCCCCCGUCCCCGCCCCCGAGUGCCCUCCCGCCCCCAACGGCGUCCCUGUUCCAGAGGCUGACCCUGUCAACUAGACGUGGCCCCUCUGGCAUUAUUUAUUCCUCCGGCAGUGCCCACGGGUCGGCUGGCGAGUGAAAAAGACUGACAGCAGUGCGUAUCUCCCCAUUUGUGACAAUCAGUAAUACGAAAGAGAAACGAAACUCCGGUUUCUAUCUCGAGACCUGUAACUAGUCGAGGAAUCACUCUUCUGUAGCCUCCCUGCUACGGACAAUAUAUUUAUUCGUCGCUGACAACAGCUGUACGUUCUUAUCUAAGUCAAGAGGAAGUAAGUUGUUUCCUAAGUUAAAUGUAAGAUGUGGAACAGUGCAGUACGCUUCUAUGUAACUGGUUGCACCCCCUAAACAUUGGGAUGAGGCUACCCUCAAAAAAUAUUCAGAUUUAUCCGUAUUUGUCUCUUUCACUAGUGAUCUGUCCUACCUAUGCAUAAUAUUUUAAAAAUCUGGAAGUCAGUCUAAAAUAUCGAUUUAAAAAUUAACUCCACACAUUUCAUGUCAAAAAAUACUGGAUAGUAUACUAAACCACUAUGUUCACCAGCAAUUUCAACCAUUUGAGGAUGAUCUCCGAUCAGGUCUGAUAAUUUUAGCAAAUGACAAAGUUCUUAUGUGAACUGCUGUAGCAUGAAAAGUAUAUUGCUGUUGGAAUAAUACAUAAAGUGUGAGUUAACAAUGAGUAUCUCAUGCACUGUGACCUAUUACAUUGAGAAUUCAGGAAACCAAAGCACAUGAAAUAUGAGCUGUCAACUGGACAAAUGCAAGUAAUAUUAAAACUAAAACUGCUGCUUAUUUUAUCAACGACUUUGUAAGUGCAUAACGUUCCUCAGUUAAGUCUACUGUCUUUUUCUUUAACUUUUUGUACAUUUGUAUACAUCCCUACUACUUCAAUGCAUAUGUCAUGUGCCCAUCUUCUGCCUUAGGCACACACAAAAAGUAGUCAUAUCAACACGAAAGGAUGAAGACUGCUGCAGUCAAACAGAAAUUUUCAUUACUGGCUUCUAAAUCAUAUUGUUUCCUUCUAUUCUAAGUAAAAAAUAAGCCUUAUCAGUUCUUUCUUUCUUUCUUUCUUUCUGUCUUUCUUUCCCUCUUCUUCCACUUUCCUCUAGAGUCUGAUAUAAUUAUGACAUUGUAUGUUGAAACUUCUACUACUACUUCUUCUUCUUCUCCUCCUCCUCCUCCUCCUCUCUCUCUCUCUCUCUCUCUCUCUCUCUCUCUCUCUCUCUCUCUCUCUCUCUCUCUCUCUCUCUCUCUCUCUCUCUCCUUAAGUAUUAAGCUGUGCUGAGCCAUUCAAACUUAUAAAGGUAAAAAAAAGCCUGUAUUUUAUGCAGCCAGAUGCAAAAUACUAAUUAUACAAGCACCAUUAAUUCAGAGAGCAAGAUGAUUAUUUUUCUAUCUUUUAUAAAAGCAGUGCAAUUCACUAGUUUGCAAAAAAUUAUCUUUUCAACUAAUUUGAAUCUUUGAGUUUAAUUAUGACAAUUUCAUAGCAAAGUUUAUAAAUCCAUUUCUUUCCAUCUAAUGGAUGAAAGUUAAUACAUUCUGUGUGGUGUUCCUAUGAUCUACUAGAAUAAAAAAGCUAUCACUUCUCAAUGUAGCAAAAUCAAACCUAUCUAAAGAAUCCCUUCAGGUCAUUAGGUACCUAUUAUCUCCAGUUGAAACUGUCUUAACUAGACUUAAAAUAAUUAAGUUAAAGAUGUUAAGUAAUGUAGGAGAAAUGUGUGUGUGUGCCAGAAAAGGACUACCUUACACAUUCUCAUUAUAAUAUGAGAAUAGUUAAUAUUGUUCAGAAUGAUUAUGGAAAUAUUUACAAAUAUAUAUAAAUAUGUAUAGAAUCAAAAUGAAAAUGGAUUAUGGUGCUGUCCUCUCUCAUGCAGAAUGAUUUGACUUUUUAUGUAUGUUAUGUCACUUUCUGAAAGCAGUGACAAUCCCUUUGUAAAAAGUAUGCUAUGCAUACUCUGCACAACAUUGUUAGAUGUUCACUGGGAAUACACAAAAGUUUGAAACUGUUCUUUACAUUUGUGCCUGCUCUCAUUGUGACUGAAGAUUCUCAGUAGUAUGUGUUAAACAUUAUUAUUCAUGGGUAGUUUUAUAACAAAGUAUUUCUUAUGAAUGAACUGUGAUAAUCUUUCAUACGCAGAAAUAACUGAAGUUAAGAUAAUGUACUUUAUUAUUCUAAAAGUACAAAGCCUGAUUUGUCUUAAAUGAAUAUUUGUUAAUAGCACAAGUAUUGUACAUAGUUCUUGAUUUUAUGCAAAGUAGUACAACCCAAAUCAUUCAAAAAAAGAAAAUAGUAAUUUUGUAAAAUUAAAUACUGCUCCUAUGGCAAUUUAAUUUUUAGCAAGUUCUGUUAACUAAAUCACACAUGAAUUGUUGAUCGUGAAGUCCAUGUUUACUAUCCACAGGUACAUCCUGGACCAAUGUAUUUGUGCCAGAACUCUCAUAAUAAAUAUCAGUUGUUAAA
Molecule: messenger RNA, 3256 nt
Organism: Schistocerca americana (American grasshopper)
Lineage: Eukaryota; Metazoa; Arthropoda; Insecta; Orthoptera; Acrididae
Product: protein THEM6-like
Exons: 3
Coding region: 61-684 (207 amino acids)
Source: RefSeq, a predicted model, not a curated record